AUGCGGCACACGCGAGGGGCGAUGCAGCGGGCGUCGGUACGACACGGGUCAAACGUGAGGCCGGACGGCAUGGCGUGGAGCGCCGGCAGUAGGAGGAGAACGAAGACAAGGAUCAUGGUGAAGCCGUGGAGUGCGGAAGGAGAGUGCGAAGGCGCGGAGACUGGGAAAUGGCUCGGGCAGGGCUGUCUCGAAAUGCAGAUUGGUAGAAGGGCGGGAGAUAGGGCUCACGCUGCCCUAUGGUUAUUGUUGGGGAAUCGCGAUUGGAUGUGGCGCCGCGGGCGGGCGACGAAAAGUCGAAAUGCAGCGGGAGCUCCCUGA
This is a messenger RNA of Chondrus crispus (carragheen), 318 nucleotides long. RefSeq lists its product as hypothetical. Bases 1 to 318 code for a protein of 105 amino acids. The transcript has a single exon. NCBI's taxonomy places the organism in Eukaryota, Rhodophyta, Florideophyceae, Gigartinales, Gigartinaceae. The record is from RefSeq and is a predicted model, not a curated record.